CAACGAGCGCGGUGGCGACAGGCGGCGUCGUGACAGCAGAAAACGCGGCGAGUGCCGCCCUGCCUAACGAAGUGCCGCGCGUGCAGCGCCACCGCAAGCUCCCGUCGGUAUCCGUUUCCUCAUGCCAAGACGCGAUCGCGCGGAGAAUGCAAAUCCGCAACUCAUACUACAACAUGGGUGACAUGGACCUGUAUAGGCAGUGCGUGGACUCAAUCAACGCAUGGGGUCCGGGUUGCUCUGGCCAGGCGCCACCG
Messenger RNA from Closterium sp. Naga37s-1, 254 nucleotides. The record is from the annotation of a GenBank genome assembly. Lineage: Eukaryota; Viridiplantae; Streptophyta; Zygnematophyceae; Desmidiales; Closteriaceae.